AUGCAGUCCAUCGCCACCCGGGUCUUCCGCGGUACUCGCGCUAUCCUCAAGUACAAGAAGGAGCGUGAUAUCCUUCUGGACAACAUCCGCCGCUACAUUGUCACUUUGCGCUCGGUCCCCGAGGGCAACUACCUCAUCGAGAUCGCCCUCAACAUCCAGUCCCUGAAGGUUCAGGCAGACAAGGUGAAAUGGGCUUCCCAGGCCCUUGUUACCAACGCCACAGCCAUGAAAUUUGUCACUUCCAGGGGCGCCCGCUACUACCUCUACAUCAUCCCCCAGGCCUGCGAUGAGGUCGGCCGUUGCACCCGCCACCUCUCCGACGUACUCCUGGGCCACAUCCACCAGCCUGUUGUGAACUGCGAGCAUGAUAUCGCGAUUGAGCUGGCGGAUGCACUUGCUGACCUGGAAUCUCAUCUAGAUUAG
Molecule: messenger RNA, 423 nt
Organism: Penicillium robsamsonii
Lineage: Eukaryota; Fungi; Ascomycota; Eurotiomycetes; Eurotiales; Aspergillaceae
Exons: 1
Coding region: 1-423 (140 amino acids)
Source: RefSeq, a predicted model, not a curated record